This is a messenger RNA of Somion occarium, 1861 nucleotides long. NCBI's taxonomy places the organism in Eukaryota, Fungi, Basidiomycota, Agaricomycetes, Polyporales, Cerrenaceae. The record is from the annotation of a GenBank genome assembly.
UCGAAGUGCAGCACAAGUAUUAUGAAAAGGCGAGGAGGCGAGGGACGGCAGGCCACGGCACGCCUAAGCAAAUAUUUGGACAAAACGACCACGUGACACAUCUGCCUAUUGUGGCCCACAAAGCUUUCCUUUGUUCGCUCCUCUUCUCGCGGCCACAUUGCCUCCGCUUGUCUAACACGCUGCAGAUUAGGGACUUUAUAUCUUCGAACAACAUGAACGCACUAACAGACUUACCUUUGCGCCGAAUCGCUUCUGUCUGUCAUGCCAGAUCCAACGUAUCCUCUCUUUCCCAUCUUCGCAUUCUGCGGAUUCAUUGUCGCGUUGAUUCCUCUUCCAUGGCAUUUCCAAGCUUGGAACGCAGGGACGUGCAUCUACAUGCUAUGGGCGUCGCUGGCUAGCCUGAUACAGUUCGUGGACUCUAUAAUCUGGCACGACAGCCUCCAAAAUGUUGCACCCAUCUGGUGCGAUAUCUCAACGAAGUUUAUUAUUGGUGCAGGAGUUGGCAUCCCUGCCGCUUCGCUCUGCAUCAACCGACGCUUGUAUAACAUUGCAUCCGUCCGGGCAGUCACCGUCACUCGUCAAGAAAGACGACGAGCAAUCUAUAUUGACAUCGCCAUUUCUGUCGGUUUGCCCAUCGUGGUGAUGGCUCUGCACUACAUCGUACAGGGUCAUCGUUUUAAUAUCCUUGAAGAAGUAGGCUGUUUACCCGAGAUCUUCAAUACCCCUCCGGCGUACCCUCUUGUUUUUAUGUGGCCCGUUCUCCUGGGCUGCAUAUCGUUCGUGUAUGCAUCACUCACGUUGCGAGCCUUCUGGCGCCGCCGCAUCCAAUUCCAAGAACUUCUUUCCUCCACGACAUCCCUCUCCGUCAAUCGUUACUUUAGACUGAUGCUUCUCUCCUGCCUUGAAAUGGCUCUCACCAUCCCCAUCAGCUCAUAUAGCAUCUACGUCAACACCGCCGGUCUUACUCUCAGUCCAUGGAUCUCCUGGGCUGAUACUCAUUUCAACUUCUCCCACGUCGAAAUGAUCCCUGCUGUCAUCUGGAGGAGCAGCCAUUCGUAUCUCAUUUCUGUUGAGAUGAGCCGUUGGUUAUAUCCUUGUUGCGCUUUCAUAUUCUUCGCGCUUUUCGGGUUCGCCGAUGAAGCGAGGAGGAAUUAUAAGUUGGCAUUCUGGGCCGUCGCGAAAUGUCUUGGUUUCCGACGACCCUCUCGCAAGUCGGACCAGGGACCGUAUUUCCAGUACGUCAUUCACCGUUGUACCCUGUCGUACCUGAGCCUAUCUGACCCUUGUGAUUAGGAGCGCCGUCCUUCCAAGAUUCGGUUCGUCAACUGGAGAGUCAUUACCGGCCUACACUCCGAAAGACUCUUCUGUCAUUGACGUCGAAAGAUCUGCGGGCAAAGACAAAGAGGUGUUCGUGCCAAGCGAGAAGGACGAUGAUUCAUACGAGUACCCAAUACGGCUUUCUCAGCUGUCCUCUCCGUCGCGUCCACUUUCUCACGUUAUCGACCUCACAAUUCCUUCUUCGCCCUCUGACUCGGGAUCUCGCACGGCAUUCAUGGGACCUCCGUCUCCGUAUUAUAAUGCGUCGUAGCAAGACAGUAGCCCUGCAUUCUUCGUCUACACAUAAGUACAUAAUUCCUCUAAGUCUUCUUCCAAUCUUCUUUACUUGCUUGAUUUGUUACCAGUGUUCACACCACACUGCUUAUUAUUAUUAUUUUUCCAAAUGUCGACUUCUCGGUUUCUCUAUCUUUAACGGUCAUAAUUAGCGUUCCGUAUUUGUAGCCAUAGCGAGGCGUGUACUAUACUCCAAAUUUUUCGAAACGUUCUGAACUCUGACGAAGCUACGUUAUACACUCGAGUGUCG